AUGAGCUCAAGAGUAAGUUUCACUUGCAUAUCGUUUGUGUUGAUCUUGGUGUCAUUUGUAUUUUUGCUAUUGGCAACUAUAAGCACACCAGUUGUCUCCACGUUCAACUUGGGCAAGUCGGCUUCGCACACGUACGGCUUGUUUGGCUACUGCUGGAAUGAGGACAAUAACUACAGAUGUUCAGGUAUAAGCUACCCUAUUCAGUUGGGUCAAGUGGACGAUCCAAGCAGUAACUGGACAAUGUCGUCAAACUCAAGAGACACGUUGGCCAAGAUAUUCGUCAUUACGCCAAUUGCCUUGGGGUUCAAUUUCUUCACCUUGGUGACCAUCUUCACCUCGCUUUUCAUUGGCAAAAAAGGCGUGUUGGUUGCGAUUGGACUCAACGUUAUAGCUGCCAUAUUGUCUGUCAUUAGCUGCAUUGUCACGAUAUUGGCCUUUUACCCCAAUUUGGCGUGGACCUCGUGGAUCUUGAUUGGCUCGGCCGCGGCAAACUUGGUUUCCGUCAUCUUCUUGAUUAUCACCUUGACUGUGAUCAGUAAUGAAACCGAUGAAAUUGAAGAUUCAGACGACGAAGGGCUUGGCUUUGGAAGAAUCAACAAUUAUGACAAAUUGGAUGACAAGUUUAACCAUAUUCAAACUUCAACUUUCAAAAGCCCCAAUAGCUCUAGUUCAAUUGAAAACGACUAUGAUUAUAAACCGUACAACAACAACAACAACAACAACAACAGCAGCAGCAACAGCAACAGCAACAGGGGAAAUAUGUCAUACAAUAGACUCAAUCAGUCUGGACCAUCUGCAAUUGCUGCAGCUAACGCUGCUAGCAAAAACUACUCAAAUGCUAGUCUAAUCAACAAUGGAUAUGCCCAUCGAGCACCAGGUGGUGGCGUGCCCACAGCAGGAAACGGCUCCUUGACAAGCGCUUCUUCCUACCAUAUACCUCAAUCUGCUAACGACUUUACACAAAGACAGAAUUCCAACGGUAAUUUAUCGGAUCAGCCGCUUGUUUCAGGCAAUGGCUACAAACCAGUAACUACUUCGAGAAGUAUUUCUCCACCAUAUCCUAGCACAAAUGGCGAUCCUAGUAUUGCCAAUGCCAACCCCAACGGAGCGUUUAGUAGAAGUGUGUUUGAACAUCAUCCACAAGUUGAAGGUCACAAACCAUUUACUGAAUUGGACGAUGAUUACGACGAUGAAGAAGACUUGGGAACAAGAAAUAUAGUUGUUACUACAAACAACGAUCUGGAUGAAGACUCGGACUUCACCAGUGUUUCGCAAAGAGCACCAAAUCCUCAAUAUAACGGCAACAAUGGCUAUAACCCCAAUGGUUAUUACCAACAACAGCAACAACAACUUCCACGAUCACAGCCACUUCCACAACACCAUCAUCUUCAACAGCAACAACAAUACCAAUUGAUGAAUCAGCAAAUGUUUGGUCAACCCGCAGGCGGCCCACCAGCACAGUAUCCAACUUAUAAUAACUCUAAUGGAUACUUUGCCCAGAAUUCAAACUCAUCACCACCACAACAACAGCGUUAUAUGCAAGCAGGACGCACAGGUGCAGGUGCAGGUGCAGGUGCAGCAGCAAAUCAACAGAGACCAACAGUUUCCGAUAACAUCAUGAGCAGUAACCCUGAGUUGAAUUUCAAUCGCGGGGGUGCCAUGGCGCAAAAGAGAAAGAUCAGUCCCGGAUUCGUGCCCGUUGCUGCUAGAUACAACACUUUGAAUAUAAAUAACCCAGCAAGUUCGUUAAUGGGCAGAGAUGGCACGAGCGCAGGACAAGCGAGAAAUGGACCUUAUGGAAUGACGAGGCCAUAG
Messenger RNA from Lodderomyces beijingensis, 1815 nucleotides. Lineage: Eukaryota; Fungi; Ascomycota; Pichiomycetes; Serinales; Debaryomycetaceae. The record is from the annotation of a GenBank genome assembly.